AUGGAGAAGCUGCCCGUAGAGAUUCUUGCUAAGAUAAUCGACUAUCUCACGCCACAUGAACAAGUCCAGCUUCAGUCUGUCUCCAAGAGAUUCUUCGGACUCGCACGAGACAAUAAUCUCUGGAGACUCCAUUGUUAUGAACAGUCAUGGGCUGCAACAGAUGUCUCUUAUUCGGCCAGCAGGGCUUCAGGAAGCCUUGUCACUAAUUCCACUGCACCCCUUAGCUCAUUAGGUCAGACUUCUCUCCGCUCCUUAAUACAGCCGGAUCUUUCGCUCUCGAAUGAGGACCAGACUGUGUCGUCAUCCGGCGAACGGGCAAGAGCGGCCGCAAUGUGGGAUCCGUCUUAUGAGGGAGAAGAUAUCGAUUGGUAUUCGGAGUAUAUUGCCCGUAAUGGACCGGUCUCUUUUAACUGGCUACAGCAACCCUUGGCAAUAGAAGAUCGGGGGAAAAAGGCACCUCGUGAGGUCAAAGGCCUAGGGUUGCUCCGGGACUGGAGCUCUGCACGGCAGAAUAAAGCUGUCGCACCAUUAGACGAUGGAAGUGUUUGCAUUUGGGAUCUUAAUCACUCCCAUUCCAUCGGAUCACAGUCUACCAAAGGCCGAAUUCUUGGAGUUAGCGAGUCGGGUAUUCUGAUGGCCAAUUUAUCAGGACGGAGAGAUAAAUCGGCGGCAAAAUCAGCGAUGGAAUUUAUUAAUUUGGGGGAAUGUGUGAGCGUCGACUCGAUUCGCCAGAGAGCAUAUCUUGCUGUUGCCAACGUGUUGAACGAAGUUGAUCUAGAGACCCUGAGGGUGAUCUCACAACAGCGUUAUCCCUGGUCUAUCUUUGCAUUGUCCCAAGAGACAGACUAUUCCGUGCCCUUGACUCUUGCUACCACAUUGAGCCUCCAUAUAUACGACGGCCGACUAUCUGCAACAGAGGAAAGAGAGGAGAUCAAUUUCAGAUGCGAAAAACCAACGCUCCCUUUGGUUCCAAGAUCCCAGAUCUAUGUCCCUCCAGACUCGCCUCUUCUCCAACUUCAACCCAACGGCCAGCCUCCCCAUCGUAUACGGAGCCCCAGCCCGUUAGAUGUGAGUGACGACUAUGCUCCGUUAUUUCAACCAGGACCCCUUGCACUACUGCAUCCUCCAGCUCCUCACGUAAAUUCUAUAUUUCUCGCUGGACGGUUCCCAAGCAUCUUACAAUAUGACCGGCGAUUCUUCCCUCGGUUGCAGAACACGAUCUACUCAGGAGGUAGAUUAUGUGGCCUUGCCUCUGUCCCAGCGCCACAGUUCCCUGUAUUUGCUAAUUCAUCCUGGCCUGACUCGCAUAAAGUUGUCGCUUGCGGGGAAUACAAAGGUAAAGGGUCCCUUGAACUAUACAAUCUCACGCCAUCGGGUGCACAAGGAGAGAAUGGCCCACCAGGUCUAUCAUCCCACCUAACCUCAGCAUACCAAAAUCGGCAGAGCUCUGCAAGCUUAAAGGUGUUGUCGGUCGAGUCACAUGGCACUCGAAUAGUGUACUCCGACGGAGAUGGCAACGUCAAGUGGGUUGAACGAGACGGCAAGACCGAGGUUCGUCGUUUCAACAUCAACACAUACAAACCUCGUAGGAGGCAUGAUCAACAACUGUCAGAGCCCGGGGUCAAUGAGAGAGACAACAAUGAAGAAGAGACCGGUGUUCUUUGGAACAACUCGUCUAGCUCCCACGGCAACGAUGAAGUUGCUCGGAAGAUCCUGCCCAUCGGCGGAAAUCUUACGGGAGACGAAGUUCUUAUCUGGACAGGUGAGCGUGUCGGUCGCAUUAGGUUUGCCGAUUCAUGUGACUUUGGUGAAGAGGAAGAGGAAGACGACCUCAUGGAUGUCAGCGAGGACGUUGCCACCGCUACGCGCGAGGAGUUACGAAACAAGAGACGUGAGGCACGGCGGCAGGAGCGUGAAUAUUCCCGGAUGAUGCGAAGAGCUUUAGAAAGACAGGCCGAUGAAGUACGGCGAAUGGGAGGUUUCGGGCUGUAA
Messenger RNA from Aspergillus alliaceus, 1992 nucleotides. RefSeq lists its product as uncharacterized. The record is from RefSeq and is a predicted model, not a curated record. The transcript has 2 exons. The coding region runs from base 1 to 1992 and encodes 663 amino acids. NCBI's taxonomy places the organism in Eukaryota, Fungi, Ascomycota, Eurotiomycetes, Eurotiales, Aspergillaceae. Gene Ontology annotation, molecular function: protein binding. Gene Ontology annotation, biological process: protein polyubiquitination.